Messenger RNA from Calidris pugnax (ruff), 3260 nucleotides. It is a transcript of the gene SLC45A4, whose product is annotated as solute carrier family 45 member 4. Gene Ontology annotation, cellular component: membrane. Bases 503 to 2866 code for a protein of 787 amino acids. Gene Ontology annotation, molecular function: sucrose:proton symporter activity. The record is from RefSeq and is a predicted model, not a curated record. Lineage: Eukaryota; Metazoa; Chordata; Aves; Charadriiformes; Scolopacidae. The transcript is spliced from 8 exons. Gene Ontology annotation, biological process: transmembrane transport.
UGACAGAGGGAGAGAACUUCUGAGCAAGCUCUGCAGUGGCUGCCGCCGGCUUCCUUGGGGCUUAUUCCUUCAGCGAGAGGCCGGCUUCUUCACCUGGCAUUCUUGAGAGAGAUGAAGGAUUAAUCAGCCACUCGAUGGGGAUUAACAGUGGAGCACCUCUUUGUGUCGCCUUUCCACCUCUCUGUAGCAAGAAUAACAACUUCAGCACUUCUUCAAUAAUAAUUAUGAAACUGGUAUUAACUGAAUGGCAAUUAUGGAUUUUUAACUCUAACUCACAGUAAAUCAGCAAGCCAUAUGUUGAAAUUCCUACCAAAUAGCUUUUCAUUCUUGAUGUCUCAUAUCUAUACAAGAAGUUGUGAGAUACCUGUUUGUACAAGAGGAAUAUAAGCAUUACUUGCCAGAGGAACAGAAGUUGAAAGAGAAGACACCCUAACUUGUUCGUGGAGUUAUGGUAGUAUUAUUUAUAUAGAUAUAACAAAUAUAUAUAUAUAUAUAUAUUUUUAUGGUAAUGAAAAUGGCUCCCCAGAAUGCUGACUCGGAAUCUAUGCAAGUUCAAGAUCUACCUGUGGCGCAGCUUCAGAAACCAGAAAACAAGGAGAAUGAAAGUAGGGAGGAGACCAUUAGCGAAGGAUCCAUAGACCGGAUACCGAUACGCCUGUGGGUGAUGCAUGGGGCAGUAAUGUUUGGCAGGGAAUUUUGUUAUGCCAUGGAAACAGCUUUGGUAACACCCGUAUUGUUACAAAUCGGUCUUCCUGAACAAUACUACAGCCUCACUUGGUUCCUUAGCCCUAUCCUGGGCUUGAUCUUCACUCCGCUUAUAGGUUCGGCCAGUGACCGCUGCACCCUGAGCUGGGGCCGCCGGCGGCCUUUUAUUCUUGCUCUCUGCAUCGGUGCCCUCUUUGGAGUUGCCCUUUUCCUUAAUGGCUCUGUUAUAGGUCUGGCUAUUGGCGAUGUCCCGAACAAGCAGCCCAUUGGAAUCGUUCUCACGGUGCUGGGUGUCGUGGUGUUGGACUUUUGCGCCGACGCAACGGAAGGGCCGAUUCGGGCCUAUUUGUUGGAUGUGGUGGACAGUGAAGAACAAGACAUGGCCCUUAACAUCCACGCGUUUUCAGCUGGUCUUGGAGGAGCAAUCGGUUAUAUGUUAGGAGGGCUGGACUGGACACAGACCUUCUUGGGUAGUAUUUUUAAAUCGCAAGAGCAAGUCCUUUUCUUCUUUGCAGCCAUUAUUUUCUCUGUCUCCGUUGCUCUCCACCUUUUUAGUAUUGAAGAAGAGCAAUAUAACCCUCAGCAGGACAGGAUCGAUGAGGAAGGAGACACGCUUUCCAGUGUCAAAUUCAGCGGUAGUCUCCCCCCUCUGAAUCGACUGAAUGUAAUUAGUGAGGAGGAGCCCUACGGAGCCUCCAUGUUCCACGACGAGGUUCAGUCGGAGCACGAUCUCAACAUGGAGUUCCUCGAGGUGAACAUCGUCAGGAGCAAGAGCGACUCGGUUCUGCACAUGCCCGACGCCACCUUGGAAAUCGAAUCGGAGCUGCUUUUUCUGCACGACAUCGAACCCUCCAUUUUUCAGGACGCUUCGUACCCCAACACUCCCCACAACGCAAGCCAAGAGAUCAUGAAAUCCAAACUCAACCACCUCUCUGCUUUCCUCAGGGACAACGAGAAAGAGGAGGAAAUGUUGCUCGAUAAUCGCUUAAACGAAGAUAAAGUCCCCAACGUGAACGGCUCCCUACCAAAAGAGUUCCUCAACGGCCACGCUCGAAUAGGCAUGAAGCAAUCUAGUACUUCCAAUUCCAUGAGGAGGAGGAGGCACAUGUUCUACCGCCAGCCCUCUUACACCUUCUCCUACUACGGCAAGAUAGGCUCUCACCGCUACCGCUUUCGUCGGGCCAACGCCAUCGUCUUGAUAAAGUCCUCGCGCAGCAUGAACGACAUCUACGACAUGCAGAAGCGGCAGCGGCAGCGGUGCCGGCACAGGAAUCCCAGCGGCACCACCAACUCCAGCGGAGACACGGAGAGCGAAGAAGGGGAAACGGAGACCACCGUCAGGCUCUUGUGGUUGUCCAUGCUAAAGAUGCCAAAGGAACUGCUGAGGCUCUGCGUCUGUCACCUCUUGACUUGGUUUUCCAUCAUUGCUGAAGCUGUGUUCUACACGGAUUUCAUGGGCCAGGUCAUCUUUCAGGGCGAUCCGAAGGCCCCUUCUAACUCGACCGAGUUACACGCCUACAACGCGGGAGUGCAGAUGGGAUGCUGGGGGCUGGUGAUUUAUGCUGCUACUGCUGCUGUUUGUUCAGCCUUGUUGCAGAAAUACUUGGACAACUAUGACCUGAGUAUAAAAGUGAUCUACAUCCUGGGCACGCUGGGCUUUUCUCUGGGCACGGCAGUGAUGGCCAUAUUCCCCAACGUCUACGUCACCAUGAUCAUGAUCAGCACCAUGGGAAUAGUCUCUAUGAGUAUCUCCUACUGCCCCUACGCGCUUUUGGGACAAUACCAUGAUAUUAAACAGUACAUUCACCACAGCCCCGGGAACUCGAAGCGAGGAUUUGGCAUCGACUGCGCCAUCCUGUCCUGUCAGGUUUACAUCUCCCAGAUCCUGGUGGCCUCUGCCUUGGGUGGUGUGGUGGACGCGGUCGGCACGGUCCGAGUCAUUCCCAUGGUGGCUUCCGUGGGCUCCUUCCUGGGUUUUUUGACAGCUACCUUCUUGGUGAUUUACCCCGAAGUCAACGAAGAACCGAAGGAAGACCAGAAAGGACUAGGUCCUCCAGAGACCACCCAGGGCAACGGCACCGGCGCCGAGAAGCCCCCGGUGCUGAAGCUCACGAGGAAAGGAGCGGCCGCGGCGGAGCCGGAGAGCGAGUCAGCCGUGUGAGCUCCUUCACCCACAUUCCAGGGAGGGCAGGUGCAGGAUUAAGGACUUUUUUUUUUUCUUUCCCCCCCCUCUCCCACCCCCCCAGGAAAACAAAUUAAGAUCUUCACUACUUGUAGCUAAAAUGACAGAAGAGAAGUUCCAUGCAAAAGUGUAAAUGAAAUCCUGUAGUCCUUAAUCCAGGCUCGGACCGGUCGCCACCGCGCUCGUUGCUUUCUCUACAAUUUAGAAAUGUCAUUUCCGAACACUUUUUUUUUUUUUUUUUAUGAAGAAUACAUUUAGAUUUCAACUAAGUUUUAUUAAUCUGCAUGAGACUCACAGUGUAUACAAUUAGCCAGUUAGAAAAAUUAAGUUUUCGGCUGUUUUUAAACUAACUGAAAAUGGAAGCUAUUCCUGA